Spea bombifrons (plains spadefoot toad) is the source of this 1523-nucleotide messenger RNA. Its product is annotated as myeloid-associated differentiation marker homolog. The transcript has a single exon. Gene Ontology annotation, cellular component: membrane. The coding region runs from base 566 to 1420 and encodes 284 amino acids. Lineage: Eukaryota; Metazoa; Chordata; Amphibia; Anura; Pelobatidae. The record is from RefSeq and is a predicted model, not a curated record.
CAUGAUCAGGAAGUAAAGUCCUUGGACUGCUGUUGGAAGCGAGGAGGGUGUCAGCAGGGGUGUGUGCAGCUCGAGCGAACAUUAAACACGGCCAAACCAAGCACGCCUAAAUCCCAAACUACAACACACCCAUCGCCUGCACGGAGACGGGGAGACAGGAAUUAACUUCGAGCCUCGAGUCGUUGCAGCUACUGUCAGCGUCGGUGAUAUAUCUCAGAUCUCGGUUCAGAAGGUCCAGUUCCUACAAAACCUUCACAAGCUGAACCUUCUGCAGGUGAGAAAGGCAGAGGGAACCGAUAGAGGUAGAAGUGUAUCAACCAGGGCUGGGCUCGGCCCCCGGGACAUAGGACACGCCGGGCUUCCAUGGUCCUGGUAGCUAAGAAGGAACCGCCAACAACUUAGCGUCCAUUAUUGAGUUGAACCUGCUUUGUAAUUGAGUUCCAACCGGUCAAACCUGUCCACAAAGCAAAGGCAACCGCUUUAUCCAACUCGACCAUCACUGGUAUCGCGAGUGAGUACCUUCUGGACGUGCAUUUAGACCAAUAAUACCGUUCCAAGCUUAGAUAUGAAUCUCAAGUCCUUGGCUUCCCCACUGGGGAUCGUGCGCAUCCUUCAAGUUGUCUUCUCCUGUAUUUCCUUCAGCUUGGUAGCCAGCGUCCAUGCCUAUGGCAACUCCUAUGGUGCCUGGAGCAUGUUUACUUGGUGCUUCUGCUUUGCCAUAACCAUCUUAAUCAUCGUUUUGGAGUUGACCGAGUUUUACAACCGUAUCCCUAUCUCAUGGGAAGACUUUACGUCGGCAUUCGCCAUGUUGGCCACCUUGAUGCUCUUCACCACCUCCAUCAUGUAUCCCGCUGUCUAUUUGCAUGAAGGUUGCUCUGGAUUCCACUGUGGCAACCUUGGUGGAGCAACCACAACGUCGAUCUUAUGUUUCUUUGCUUACGCUGUAGAGGUGGGUCUCACUCGAGCCAAACCCGGGGAGAUCAGUGGUUUCCUCUCCACCAUACCUGGCUUACUUAAGGUUUUCCAAGCCUACGUGGCCUGUAUCAUCUUCUCCCUUCUGCCUGGGGUCUACCGAUACCCUGGGCUCCAGUGGUGCGUAGCUGUUUACUCCAUCUGCUUCAUCAUCACCACGCUCAUCAUCAUCCUUACCAUCGGACGCCUCUUGCCACGUUUACCCCUCAGCUUUGAGAAGGUACUGAUUGGCUAUAAUAUCCUCUCCGUGGCGAUGUACAUCACGGUGGCGGUUAUCUGGCCGUACUAUUGGUUUAAGGAUUACCCAAGCAGACCCUCCGUCUGUGAAGCAGUGUGCUUUUGGGAUAACGUGCUCGGCAUCACCUUCCUGACGUACAUUAACCUCAUCGCCUAUGUCGUGGACUUGGUAUAUUCUGCAAAAAUGGUCUUCUUCGUGACCUCUUCGUAACCUUGGAAUAACCGACUCCCAAAAACUGAAACCAUAUUGGACAUUUUUGUUUUUGUAACGGACCCCGUUCAGCACCAGGACCCCUUUUUUAUGCGUAACCCCC